AUGGAGGGGAUACCUAACAGCUGGGCGCUGGUCCCGGGCCUCGAUCACGCUCCCGACGGUCUAAUUCGCUUGGGUAUUAUCUUCGUGAAUCCUAGCGAGCCCCAUCUGCCGCUUACGACGGUCACAACCGCUGAGCUUGAGGCGCAAUAUCCAGAAGUCUGGAGGAGUCCAUCAAUGGAGAUACUUUGGGAUGCUCAAGUUUCACGGAAGUUCAGCCUUGUACCUGGGUUGGAGGAGGUCCUCCUGGGGACUCUUGUACAUGAGGGAUUAGUGAUCUGGAGAACAUAUAUCCGCAUCGACAGUAUUGUGGACUACCAACUCGCCGGCAUGCCCAGCUAG
Messenger RNA from Aspergillus fijiensis CBS 313.89, 339 nucleotides. RefSeq lists its product as uncharacterized. The transcript has a single exon. Lineage: Eukaryota; Fungi; Ascomycota; Eurotiomycetes; Eurotiales; Aspergillaceae. Bases 1 to 339 code for a protein of 112 amino acids. The record is from RefSeq and is a predicted model, not a curated record.